Nanorana parkeri is the source of this 2572-nucleotide messenger RNA. Its product is annotated as syntaxin-binding protein 4-like. The transcript has 22 exons. Bases 173 to 2572 code for a protein of 799 amino acids. Lineage: Eukaryota; Metazoa; Chordata; Amphibia; Anura; Dicroglossidae. The record is from RefSeq and is a predicted model, not a curated record. Gene Ontology annotation, molecular function: protein binding.
GUCAUAUGUGGAUGUGAGAUUAGGGCCCGGCUCUGUGUGCCUGAAAUCCUGUGUGAUUAGCACAGGCAGAGCUGAGAUGAUACGGAAUUAAGGAAGGGACACAGAGCACAGACAUGGACUGGCUCUUCCAGCUCUGAGCGCUCCGGGCUCUUCCAGGGUCGCGGCGGAUGAGAUGUCAUAUCUCAGACCUUUUAGGAAAGAGUUGGAGAGAUUCGACGGCCUGUCGCUGAUCUACUGGACACUAAUGGGUCCCUACGGAAUAGACAGAACCGUGUACUGCAUGGAGUUCAAUGACUGUGCCAACGGAUUGGGAAUCAAAGUCAUUGGAGGAUUGCGGGAAUUCAGCAGAGAAGAAUACGGAGUAUAUGUGAAAAGAAUCCUCCCUGGAGGCGUGGCCUAUUCCGAUGGGCGGCUCCAGCCUGGAGAUCAGAUUCUGGAAGUGAACGGAGAAAGUUUGCUGGGCGUGUCCAACGAGAGAGCUGUAGACAUUUUGCGGGCAGCAUCAGCAACCAGCUACAUGAGACUCAUCAUUGCUCGGGACGACGAGGCGAGGAAGGAAUUCUCAGAACUGCUGGAGAAAUGCAGCUCUCACAGUGACAAUGGGUCGUCUCGGAGUUCUCCCAUAAUGCACGGCAGUCGCUAUCUGGAAAGCACGUCGUCCGAGUCCUCGUCUCGCUCCCAGAGUCCUUUGCUGCAAAGUCCCAGCAGCUGCCACAGCCAGUUUGGAGGCCCCAGCAGCCUCUCACCGUACUCCAUGUCCAGCGACUCCGGAAUCCAACACAUCUCCAUCCUCCGCUCUACCGGCCUGGGUCUGGUGAUCAGCGGCGGCUCCAAUCGCCAGGAGGGGCCCAUGGUCUACAUACAUGAGUUGCUGCCGGAUGGAGACAGCUAUAGGGACGGACGGCUUCGGCCAGGUGACCAUCUGGUCUCCAUCAAUAAAGACUCGCUGAUCGGAGUCACCAACGAGGAAGCCAAGAGGAUACUGAACAGGUCCAGGCUCAGGAGUUUCUUUUGUCUUCUAAGACAGGACAGCUGCACCGAGGUGUCCUUCGUCCCAAGCGCAUUGCGAAUGCUGGGAGGCAGUACUUCUUCGUCGCUGCAGCACAGGAUGCUGGGAAACGGGCUGCCCUCCUGCAGGCUGAAAGUCCACGUCCGAUCUCCAGAGUGCCGACAUGAAAACAAUGUGCCUUCCCCGUCUCCUGAUAUCUGUCCUCCUGAACUGACCAUUUCUGUUCCGGUAUCCUCGCCGAUCCACAGGACAUCAUCCCUCAAGCAGAAAGUCAUGUUGGAUCCCCACGUCCGGAUCAAAGAGGAGAAACUGGAACUGCUCUUGCAGUUUCUGGGGUUGGAGGUGUCGGAGGAGAAGAGGAGAGAGAUCCAUCAGGGCCUGAUUACUGACUGCCAGGGCACAAUAGCCUAUGGAGACUUGCUGCAGGUCCUGCGUGACUAUCUACAGGAUGAGUUGGAGGAGGCGAACCUAGAUGCCAAUUGCCUGCUCUUCACCCAUUGUGAAGUGGCCAACUUACUCGACACCUCUGCGUUCCACUCCCUUGUCACCAAGGAGGAGGACAUACCAAGGUUCUCCGACAGCUUAGAGCUGGAACAGCUGCAAGACGAGGUGUCGGAAUUGAGGCAAGAGGUCCGGCGUCUGAAGGCGCUGCUAGUAGAAGUAGAAACCAGUAAGAAAGUGACAGAAGAAGAACUCCAAAGAAUGAACCAGAAAGUCCUGGGACUCCUAUCCGAGAACCGCUGUCUUCACAACAAGCUUGAGGUGGCCGACGCGGCCCAGCAACAGGCGCACAGUGCUGAACACGACUAUGAGGAGGUCAUCCAUCUUCUGGAGACCGAAAUUACAGAGCUUAAGACACAGUUGUCUGGGAAAAAGUUGAUGACUUUGGAAGUCAGUGAGGGUUUGGAUUUAAACAGACGGUUAUCAUUGUCAGACUGUCAGUUACGUAAAUCUGAAAUCUCCCGCAAACACCUGGAGGUGUCCAAUAAGAAACUACUCAGCUUUGUACAGAAAAUUCAGAAGCAUUUAAUGUCAGUCCACCUAAAUGAGGAGAAAAGAACCGAAGACCUGGAGACCAGCUAUGAUGGCAAUGCUCUGAAUGCCUGCUUGCCCUCUGCACAGUUACUGGUUACAGAAGUCAGCAAUAUCCUAGAAUCCUGUAACGCCUGCCCACUUUCAUGUGCUGACCCCCAAAAGAACAGACGCCGGUCAGAUCAAUCAGGGUCAGAAGCACGCGGACGCAAAGCCUUAACUGCGGCGCGGAAGUAUUAUACUCAGCCAAAGACUCAAAGGACAAGCCGAAAUAGGUCAAAAUGGCCUCUCGCUCUGCUGGUGGAUUUGGACUCAAAAGAGACUCUUCAAUCGAGCCCGAGUACAAUUAAUGAGAGCAGCAAUGUUACACCAGCCAUCCUAAAACAGCAUUUCCCAAAGAACGUUGUUGUGGUUUCAUGUCAAGAACGGAGAACUAAUGAACGUGCCAAAUUUUUCACAACCCCGACUAUGGCACACGCAGCUGAAGCAUGGCCGCUUUUCAUUGGCCCAGGUUACCGGACCGUGAAUUAA